AUUUUUACCAUAUGUACAUAUAUAAAGUUGUUUAAUUUAACUCUAUAAGUAUCACACAAUAAUUUGUAAUUUUUAAACAUUUUGAUGGAAUAAGAAUGCAAUAAAUUGUGCAUAAUUAUUAGAGUUCUCCUUUACAUAUAUUUUAACAUAAAAUUUGACAAUUUGUGACCUUAUUUCGGUAGUGAUAAGUGAAAUCCAAUAAAAAUUAUAUUGAAAUCCAGUAAUGGACAGUCAGCCACUAGCCGAAGGUCGUUUAUUGGAUAUUGUGGAUAAUAAGUGGCGCGAGGAGCUUUUACCCUUUGAUCAGAUCCUUGUCCCGGCAGAUAAACUGCCAGAUCCAGAAGCUGAUGGUGGAGACUCACAUUUAACACUUAGCGAACAGGAACAAAAAUGGAGUGAUUUGGCCCUGAGCACAUUGGCACCCGAAUCUUCUCUUGGGGAUCAAUUGAACCUCUCUUCAAUAUAAAUCAUUAAAAAAUCAU
Bactrocera neohumeralis is the source of this 482-nucleotide messenger RNA. Its product is annotated as anaphase-promoting complex subunit 13. The transcript has 3 exons. Gene Ontology annotation, biological process: protein K11-linked ubiquitination. Gene Ontology annotation, cellular component: anaphase-promoting complex. The coding region runs from base 224 to 466 and encodes 80 amino acids. NCBI's taxonomy places the organism in Eukaryota, Metazoa, Arthropoda, Insecta, Diptera, Tephritidae. The record is from RefSeq and is a predicted model, not a curated record.